UUAUAUCUUUUGCUAGUAGUAACUAAUCUAACGACUAAUUCAAACAAGAGAUAGAGACACAGAGAGAGGGCUUCAACAAAGCUCAUUCAUGGCCACAUUCAAACCUCUCAAGUCAACCUCCUUGAUCAUAGUAGUUUUCCUUUUUUUCCAACAAUUAUGUUUGAUCAAUGGUCACGGAGGUGACAAUCACGACACACACGAUUUGCAUUCAAAAGGCUUGAUUCUGGUGAAAAUAUGGUGUCUGAUCAUUCUGCUUGUGAGCACUUUUGUUGGCGGAGUUUCGCCUUAUUUUUAUCGGUGGAACGAAAGCUUUCUUCUUUUGGGCACUCAAUUUGCUGGUGGGGUGUUUCUUGGUACAUCCCUGAUGCAUUUCUUGAGUGACUCAGCCUCCACUUUUGGAGAUCUUACCACAAAAACAUACCCUUUUGCUUUCAUGUUAGCCUCUGUGGGUUAUCUUCUCACCAUGUUUGGUGACUGCAUAGUGGUUUUCGUUACGAGGGGAGGGGAAAAAGAAGCCAAAGUGGAGGUGGAAGAAGGAAGCAGAAGCAGAGCUCAUGAGGAUCAUGCAGUUGAGGAGGUAGGAGGAAUGGAUCUCAACCCAACUCUUGUGACGACGACGUCGUUUGGGGACACAGUUCUUCUAAUCCUUGCCUUGUGUUUCCAUUCAGUUUUUGAGGGUAUAGCUGUUGGAGUAGCAGCAAACAAGGGGGAUGCAUGGAGGAACUUGUGGACAAUUUCGUUGCACAAAAUAUUCGCAGCCAUUGCAAUGGGGAUUGCGCUGCUGAGGAUGAUGCCAAAGAGGCCAUUAGUGACGACGGUGGCUUAUUCUUUUGCCUUUGCCAUUUCGAGCCCUGUUGGAGUAGGGAUAGGCAUUGCCAUUGAUGCCACAACUCAAGGCCGCGCAGCUGAUUGGACCUAUGCUAUCGCAAUGGGUGUUGCUUGUGGAGUUUUCAUCUAUGUUGCCAUCAACCAUCUUAUAGCAAAAGGCUUCAAACCACAAGGUCACUGUAAAUUCGACACUCCUUUUUUCAGGUUUCUUGCCGUGCUUGUUGGAGUGGGUGUUAUUGCUGUAGUUAUGAUUUGGGAUUAGAUAACUUGUACAGAAAAUGGUUUUCUGUGAAUUGUAUAAUAAACUUGCCGGAGUGUGCAUGUAAAAGGAUUGCAAAACCUUUUCUUUUUUUUUUUUUUUUUUUUUUUCUUUUUCUUGGAUCUAUUGUACUAUUUGGCAUUUGGAAGCCAUAAUUGAGUGGAAUAAUUGAUAUCAAAGCAACUUUUUUCAGGAAAACUAAUUUGCAAGGAUUUAUUUAAGUAGCAAACAAAUAAGCAUGAG
This is a messenger RNA of Cornus florida, 1330 nucleotides long. Its product is annotated as zinc transporter 1. Gene Ontology annotation, cellular component: membrane. The transcript is spliced from 2 exons. Gene Ontology annotation, molecular function: zinc ion transmembrane transporter activity. The coding region runs from base 89 to 1090 and encodes 333 amino acids. Gene Ontology annotation, biological process: zinc ion transmembrane transport. The record is from RefSeq and is a predicted model, not a curated record. NCBI's taxonomy places the organism in Eukaryota, Viridiplantae, Streptophyta, Magnoliopsida, Cornales, Cornaceae.